CAGAAACUUCCAGGAGUUGAAGGGUAAGAUGGAUGCCCUACAGCCUCUGAUCCCUGUGUUGGAGCAGUACAAGACUGAUGCCCAGCUCAUCGUCCAGUUUAAACAGGAGAUCAGGAACCUGUCCAUGGUGCUCACAGCCAUCCAGGAGGAGAUAGGAGUCUACGACUCUGAGGAACUACAACAGAGGGUCUUGAAUCUGGAGAGCAGGCUACGCAACUGCAUGGGCAAACUCACAUGUGGUAAACUGAUGAAGAUCACUGGACCUGUGACGGUGAAGAACUCUGGUUCACGGUUUGGAGCUUGGAUGACUGAUCCACAGGCCUCCCCUAGAAACAACCGGGUCUGGUACAUGGAUAACUACACCAACAACAAGAUCGUCAAAGAGUACAAGUCCAUAGCAGACUUUGUUUCCGGGGCCGAGUCUCGAACCUACAACCUGCCGUUCAAGUGGGCCGGGACCGACCACGUGGUGUACAAUGGUUCUCUGUACUACAACAAGGCCCAGAGCAACAUCGUGGUGUGUUACCGCUUCGAGACGGGCCGCGUUGUGACCCAGAGAGCCCUGGAGAAGGCCGGCUUCCACAACGUCUACCCUUACACCUGGGGAGGCUUCUCCGACAUAGACCUCAUGGCCGACGAGCUGGGCCUGUGGGCCGUCUACGCCACCAAUCAGAACGCAGGAAACAUCGUCAUCAGCCAGCUCAACCCGGAGACACUACAAAUCCUCGGAACCUGGAACACGGAAUAUUCCAAACGGAACGCGGGGGAGUCCUUUAUGAUCUGCGGAACACUCUACAUCACUAACUCUCACCUGACUGGCGCUAAGGUCUACUACUCGUACUCCACCAAGACCUCCAGCUAUGAGUACACAGACAUCCCCUUCCAUAACCAGUACUUCCACAUGUCCAUGUUGGACUACAACGCCAGGGACCGGGCUCUGUACGGCUGGAACAAUGGACACCAGGUUCUGUUCAACGUCACGUUGUUCCAUAUCAUCAAGACAGAGGACGAUUCCUGAGGAGGAAGAACCUCAGAGGAACCCACUGGAACACUGACUAACAUUCCUGGUGUUCCGGUGUUCCGUCAGUCAUUGUGGAAGUUCUAUCUAAUUGGUAUUUUUUGCUCUCUUCUUUUGACAAUCCAUCUUCGGAUCUAUUGGCUUCCCUUUCAAAUUCCUAAUGCAAGAAUUACUAAAGAUGUUGGCCUCCGAACUCUGAACUGUCUCCCAAUGUCAUGACAGAGUCAUGAUAUUCUCUGGUAGUCCUACCUAGCAACCCCAAUGUUAAAUAAUCUGGCCCUCUAUUGAUGACAUCAUGCCCUGACAGUCUUCCUCUUGGGUUUUUUAAAAUUCAUUUUCCUCUCUUUUCCUCACAAGCCUUUAUUUUCACUGUAUCCCUUUCCUUUCAGCUACUCUACACUGGACUUUAUGAGAGAUUUUCUGGGCUUGGAUACCAUUUCUCUGAUUGGCUGGGCUUGGGUAACAUGCCUCUGAUUGGCUGGGCUUGGGUAACAUGCCUCUGAUUGGCUGGG
Messenger RNA from Salvelinus sp. IW2-2015, 1530 nucleotides. RefSeq names its product noelin-3. The record is from RefSeq and is a predicted model, not a curated record. Gene Ontology annotation, biological process: signal transduction. NCBI's taxonomy places the organism in Eukaryota, Metazoa, Chordata, Actinopteri, Salmoniformes, Salmonidae.